Messenger RNA from Staurois parvus, 333 nucleotides. The record is from the annotation of a GenBank genome assembly. Lineage: Eukaryota; Metazoa; Chordata; Amphibia; Anura; Ranidae.
GAUCCUAUCAACCCCCCAGCACUGCCACAGAUUCCAGGAGUCUUUGAAUCUCUAGGAAUUUUCUGUCUAUUAGUAGGUCCCCUUACCUUCCCAGUCCAUGGUGUGCAGGCAAGAGCUCAUUGUGAAAGUCCUGUUACCACCAGGGGUAGACUGACAACUCAUGGGGCCCUCCGGGCAAUAGGGGAUCAUAGGGCCUCUGUGUCCUUGCCCAAACUCAAAAAAUGCCUAUGAAAAAGGUACCGGGGCAUCUCAUGGGGCCCCCUACUGACCCCGGGCCCUCGGGCAGUGCCCCAGUUUCCAAAUGGUCAGUCCGCCCCUGGUUACUACUGCCAG